Molecule: messenger RNA, 2773 nt
Organism: Fopius arisanus
Lineage: Eukaryota; Metazoa; Arthropoda; Insecta; Hymenoptera; Braconidae
Product: SET and MYND domain-containing protein 4
Exons: 7
Coding region: 108-2243 (711 amino acids)
Cellular component (GO): nucleus; cytoplasm
Molecular function (GO): histone deacetylase binding
Source: RefSeq, a predicted model, not a curated record
CAAUCCCCUCAAUCCAUAAAAACAUCAACAAUGAAUCGUGUAAUUUUAACAUAGUUUAAUAGUUCGAUCUUUUACUUCAUAUUAAUUACCACAUUUAAAAAUUGAAAAUGCAUUGGGAGAAGUUCGUUCAAGUGAUUGACCGUAACCUUCGCUCUACAAACUCAAAUAAAAAAAUGUACAAGUCGAAGACGGAACGUGAAAUUAUGUCCGUUAUUUCGAACAAUCACAAUAUCGCUGAUUUGAUUUCCUUAUGGCUAGACGACCAGCGCAAACAAAAAUCAUCAAAAUCCUCGAAACAUGCCAAAGAUUCAAAAAACGUUGGAAAUAAUUUUUUCAAGAAGGGAGACUACCCCAAAAGUUUUUCAGCGUACACAGAGAGUGCGAAAUUUUCCUCAAUGAAUGGGGACGAUUUUUCAGUGGCGAUAGCCAACAGAUCUGCAUGUUUAUUUCACAUGUGCAGGUACGAAGAGUGCCUCAGGGAUAUUGAAGUGGCCAUUGAAACAGGAUAUCCAAAAAAACUUAUGCAUAAAGUUCAUUUGAGAGCAGCCCAUUGUCAUAUUAAACUGAGAGAUUCGAAAGCUGCAGAGGCAGAAAUUACUAGAGCUAACGAUGUCAUUUGUUCUGAUCAAAAUCUCUCUACAACUGUGAAGGUAAUAGGAAUUAAUGCAAACUACCCGUCAGCGUCUACAUCAGUAACUCGAGAUUAUUCUCCAACUCGAGGAAGAUUCGUAAUUGCAACGAAACCAAUAAAAAAGGGGGAGAUACUGUUCGUGGAGAAACCCUUCGCCUUUGUCCCCCUGGACCACGAACAUUCGAAUUUAGUAUGUGGAAAUUGCUGUUCAGGGCUCUUUGGGGCUUUUUAUCCAUGCAGGGGCUGUGUAGAGGUUUCGUACUGCUCUCCGAGGUGUUUUAGAGAGUCCUGGGGGUUAUACCAUCGGUGGGAAUGUCCUGGGUAUGAAAGUGGAAUCUGGAGACAGAUAGGAAUUGCACAUUUAGCGAUUAAACUUCUAUUGGUCUUGGCCACUACCGAAGAUAUUGAGAAAUUUAAUCAAGUACAAAAACUGGUGACGAAUAUUGACAAAUUGUCGGAUGAUGAUUUGAUGAUUUAUAGUAUUACCGCUCUCAUGCUUUCCCAAUAUCUACAAGAGCACACAAACUUUAUGGAUCAAAUAGAUCUCAAAAAAGCAAUAAUAGAUAAAUUAGCAAUCGACGAAAAUGCAAUGGUUUUCGAAAUUUCCACUUUGUACGAGAAAAAAAUUUUUCUCGCCAAUUUCCUAUUGCGUCAUAUGCUCCAGCUAAUUGCUAAUGGCCAUGCAAUCACGCGACUAAAUUUAAUGAAUACACCAAAAGGCAAUAUCGUUGAUGAACAACAACAGAGAGUGGCUGUUGGGAUUUAUCCAUCCGUCAGUAUGAUGAAUCAUUCCUGCGAUCCAACAAUCAUGAACACUUUUUGGAAUGAUUAUUUAAUCGUCAAAGCGAUAAAAGAUGUCGGGAUUGGGGAUGAAAUCUUCAAUUGCUAUGGACCGCAUUUCCGUCGUAUGUCAGUGGAAGAACGUCAAAAGGCCCUAAAAAGUCAGUACUGCUUUGAAUGCAAGUGUCUGUCAUGCACAGAUAUCGAUCUGCGAUGUUUUUUGGAUCGUUUUACUGCACUUAAAUGUCCCUCAUGCUCAGGACCCCUGAUCCUCGUGAACAAAGCUUUCUCCUGCCUGGAGUGUCACAAUUCAACGAAGAUUGAUAUGGUUGCACGAGCGAAGGAUUUAAAGAGAGCACAAGAUCUCUUUGUCACUUCCCAAAACCUCCUGGAUGUUGGCAAAUUCGAGGAUUCAAAACAAAAACUCUUGGAAUGUCUAAACAUCCGGAAAAAUCUGCUAUUCAAAGACCAUGAGGAUGUGUCCAUAGUACUUGACUCACUGGGAAAGAUAUCGGUGAUAAUGGGUCAAUGGUUGGAAGCGAUAUCUUACCUCGAGGAGAGCAUUGUUACUAUUGAGGAGAAAUUCGGCAAAGAUAGCAUCGAAGUCGCUAAUGAAUUGAAUAAAAUUACUGACGUAUGCCUUCAGUAUCUCCAGAAAGAGAUGAAUAGGAGGUCGCAGAUAUACAAAGAUACACUGAGGAAGACACAGAGGUUUCUAGAUCGCGCUGAGGAGAUAACGAAUCUCAUUAGCGGACCUUGGGACAGCGUUUGCAGGGAAUUGCAAGAGAAGAAGGAGGAGCUGGAGGGGAUGUUCGAGUGUCUUCAUAUUUAAGUUGAAAGGGAAAAUUUAUAAACAAUUGAGAUUUGUUGGAGCCCCUCCGUCUGCGAGAGAAAUUGUAUGAUGUGUCGAUAGUUAUGAAAUUAUUCGUAGUGAUGAAAUCAUUGAUGCUUUGUUAUAAUUUUUAAAAGCGACAACUAACUUUAGUAAGAUUGUGAUUUACGGAAGAACUAUCGAUAUCUAAAAAUAUCUCUUAAUCUUAAUUAAUGAGAAUUAAUUAAAUUAGCCUACUUUGCAUUGAUUGAACACCCAAUUAAUAUUUAUAUGUAUAUCUUUAUAAUUCGCGUUCAUCAUAAAAGUACAAUAAUAGCAUUAUAUCAAAUCACAAGAAGAAAUUCAUUGCUCACACAACUGGUGCAUUCAUCAGAUACAAUUAAUAAACCUUCGCACCCAAAAGCGACACUCGCCCCUCUGUCAUCACAAAUACUCAUAUUGUUUCACAUCUCGUUAGAUUUUGUUUUUUAUAAUAAUUUUUUUUGUUCGUUAAUUCUGGCCCGUUUAAUUACAAAUUUAUCUAUAAGUCC